Molecule: messenger RNA, 903 nt
Organism: Rhinichthys klamathensis goyatoka
Lineage: Eukaryota; Metazoa; Chordata; Actinopteri; Cypriniformes; Leuciscidae
Exons: 4
Coding region: 34-903 (289 amino acids)
Biological process (GO): positive regulation of ERK1 and ERK2 cascade; interleukin-15-mediated signaling pathway; T cell activation
Cellular component (GO): external side of plasma membrane; membrane raft
Molecular function (GO): protein tyrosine kinase binding; MHC class II protein binding
Source: RefSeq, a predicted model, not a curated record
AUAUAAUGAAGAGGAAGACUGACAGAAACAGAAAUGUCUGAUAAGUGUGAUCUGUGUCUGCUGGGACUGAUCAUUCUCUCUUCACUUCUCACAGGCACCAGUGAAGUGGAUGAUGAUCAUGUGUUCAUCAGUUCUGGUGAAAAUGUCUCUAUGGCCUGUAAUAAUGCUCUUUCUGACUGCACAUCAACUACAUGGAUCUACUAUAACAGUCAUUUACCAGUAGUUGUACUGAUUACUGGAGGGAUAAAGAAUAAAGACACAGAGAGACAUGAGAGACUGAGUCUGGAGUCUGACUGCUCUCUGAACAUCAAGAACGUCACAGAAGAAGAUUAUGGAUCUUACAUCUGCCAACAAAAUGUGAAUGGACAGAAACAUGGAACUGAUGCACGUGUUUAUCUGCAUGUUCUUCAUGUUUCAGUGUCUCCAUCAUCAUCAUCAUCAUCCUCCUCAUCAUCAUCAUCAUCUUCAGAGACUGAGAUCAGUCCAGGCCGCUCUGUGACUCUCUCCUGUCAGUUGUAUUCAUAUACUGGAUUCUCCUGUGAUGAUUGGGUUCGUUAUGAGGCAUUUGAGCUGUUGUGGGUGAAUCAAGCUGGUGUUGAUGUGAAGACAAACUCCAGAUAUCAGAUAUUAUUAUCAUCAGAUCACUGUAUCAUCACUCUGACUACAACACUCCUGAAUGAAGAUGACAACAGAGAGUGGAGAUGUCAGCUUACUCACAGAAAUCAACUCAAGACCUCAGUCACAUACACUGUCAAGUAUUCAGGUGAGAAAACGCCUCAGGCUAAAAGUAGCACUACUCCCUACAGACACUGCCCGAGCUCCAGCUCAAAGGCAUGGAUACCACAGCCCGAUUUUCAGAGGGGGGUUCCUUUAAGGGAGCAUGACCCAGACCCUAUAAGUUAA